AUGUAGUAAAUUAUAUUUUGCUAGUCAAAUCUAUAGUCAAAAUUUGAUCCCAAAUACAAGAGGGCCUAAUAAACCCCGACAAAGAGUACUUUAGCAAUGUCACAAUCAAAGAAUAUGCCAGUGCAGAAAAUACAAGCCAUGUCACUGAUGAGCUGCCUCUUGCCGAGGCUAUCUCAUAAGAAGUUAAUUAUUGCACACAUCUCAAUAAGAAGCAAGAAAUUUAUCUAAAAGUUUUGUUUAAGAUGUGGGUCCACAAAGCUAACCCAUUCCCUCAGAAAAACAAAGGUAGUCCAAAAACAUUACCGUAUGCCCACGGAAAAAAACAUUACCGUUGGUUGUUGAAAAAUAUGGAAGAAAACAGAAGAAAACUGAAAGGCCAAAUAAUUACGCCCUGAUAGAAAAAAAAAGGCGAGCAAAUUAAAUCUCCAUGAUUAGAGAGGCCUGAAAGCGACGUGAUUCUUCCCCACACGCCCGAAAGGAACUGCUAGCGGCUGUGGCUGCGAUUAUGCUUACCUUAGUUGUUUGCUUCCGGGGCAACAGCUCAUCGAGAGCGAGCGUCAUGGCGUCCCUCACGCUUCCCGCCCGCGCGCUUCUUCGCCCGGCGGCCCCCUUAUAUAAACCGAGUUCCGCCGCGUGCAUUAAUUUAUCCGACGGCGAACUCCAUGCACGCGCACGCUCCCACUCUCACCUACGCACUCAUCGACUGAUACUCCAUACGCCAUAGACUAGAAGUGCAGUGUAGUGCUGCCAUUGCCCUAGCUGAUCACUCAAUGUCUGGGCAUGGGUCGUCGGGCAAGCACCCCUUCUACCGCGGCAUCCGGAGCCGGUGCGGGAAGUGGGUCUCGGAGAUCCGGGAGCCGCGGAAGGCCCGCCGCAUCUGGCUCGGUACCUUCCCGACGGCCGAGAUGGCCGCCGUGGCCUACGACGUGGCCGCCCAGGCGCUGCGCGGGCCCGACGCGGCGCUCAACUUCCCCGCCUUGGCCGCCACGCGCCGCGCCCCGGCGUCCGCCUCCGCGGACGACAUCCGCGCGGCGGCGGCCGCCGCAGCUGUCUCCGUCCAGCACGAUCGCGCCGGCGGCGGCAUUGCCCCCGCGGCUGCUGGAUCCGCACUGCAGCUGCAGCAGCAGCUGAGCGGGGGCAGUGCCGCCGCUGCCUCGGCGAGCGGCGCGGCCCAGCAGGAUCAAGCCGGCAUUGGGUUCAACCAGUUCUUCCUGGACGAGGAGGCGCUCUUCGAGACGCCGCAGUUCCUGCGCAGCAUGGCCGCCGGGAUGAUGAUGAGCCCCCCAAGGCUCAGCCCCGACUCCUCCGACGAAUCGCCGGACCCUUCCGAGGCCGGGGAGAGCCUCUGGAGCUACCGCGACCCGUAGCCAUAGCUCGAUCGAUCGAUCGACCAUGGCCUACAUGCCAUGGCGUCGCGACUUGCUACUAGUACCACUACUAUUGCAGCUACAGCACCACUACUGAACUUGGAGCCUGAAAUAACGAGGAUAGGUAAGGAGGCGCGAACCGGUGUUGGAGAUCCCAUUUUUCUCUCCGGUAACGCAUGCAGAUGUGGGUUGGGUUUAUCGUCCGCCUGAUCUCCUUCUACCUCUUCUCUCCUUCUUCUCCCUAUCUAUCUAGACUAUUUUUCCCCUUGCUGUUUGAAGUGUUUUGGACCUUCUGGUUUGAUGAAAGCCAGAGGGGGAGAAGGUCUCCCGUUUCACCAGCUCUGGCUCUGUUUGAAGCAUCCGAGCUUGGCAGUAUAUAAAGCUGCAGCAGCGAGAUACUUCGCUAAAAUGUCGAGCGGGUCACGAGGAGGCCUGUACGCACUGUUUAUGUGGAUGUACCACGUAAGUACUUAGUCGUGGAAUCAAGUUUGUACUGUAACUA
This is a messenger RNA of Triticum aestivum (bread wheat), 1869 nucleotides long. RefSeq names its product ethylene-responsive transcription factor ERF025-like. Gene Ontology annotation, molecular function: DNA-binding transcription factor activity; DNA binding. NCBI's taxonomy places the organism in Eukaryota, Viridiplantae, Streptophyta, Magnoliopsida, Poales, Poaceae. The transcript has a single exon. The record is from RefSeq and is a predicted model, not a curated record. Bases 771 to 1367 code for a protein of 198 amino acids. Gene Ontology annotation, biological process: regulation of DNA-templated transcription.